This is a messenger RNA of Aedes albopictus (Asian tiger mosquito), 4257 nucleotides long. Its product is annotated as helicase POLQ-like. Gene Ontology annotation, molecular function: ATP binding; nucleic acid binding. Bases 210 to 4016 code for a protein of 1268 amino acids. The transcript has 7 exons. NCBI's taxonomy places the organism in Eukaryota, Metazoa, Arthropoda, Insecta, Diptera, Culicidae. The record is from RefSeq and is a predicted model, not a curated record.
AACUUCAGUCACAGGGCGAGAUCAGAAAGCGCGCACAAAAUCAAAACAAACUUUUGUUCAACGAAAAAGGCCGCAGUCAGCAGCGCAACCGUUUCUAGUUUUGUGCGGUCGCUUUGUGCAAAUAUCAAGUGUUUUCUCGUUAUUUUGCGAAUAAUUCCCCCGGAAUAAGUUUCUGUGAUGUGAAUCGGUUCCGCCGUGCGUGCGCCGUAAUGUCGUUUCCACAUCCGUACGGACGACAACCGCCGCCGUCCCGGCCGAGAAUGAGUGGAUUGUUCAAAGUUCCCGUGGCGCCGCCGCCACCGCCGCCGGCUUCGACAGGGGCACGACUUCCUUCCGCUAGUAGCAGCUUCGGCAGCAGAUCCGACGUUCCCGGUCCACAGCCCAGCUCGAGCCAGAGUUUGCUUUCGAGACGGCGAGCCGUUACGCUGAAACGGACCAGCGCUCCAGCCGCGCUUCCGGUGAACGAGCAACCAGCGGUUCGAGGGGCUUCAACAAGUAGUAGGAACGUUGGCGAAAUUACGAGGAAUUUGAUGGAUUUGGACGAAACGUUAUUCAAUGCUGUGAACUUGGAUGUCCUGGAGAAGCAGGCGAAUUCGCCGCCAGUGCUCCAACAGAAAGACAUGCCGGAGGGGGCCCCCAGGAGCGGCAUCGGCGGGAGUACUGCGAGAGGUAGUCCUCAAUAUCCCACUCCGAGAAGAAAAAAAGCCCGUCGAAACGGUCUUAUUGUGUUGGACAUGACCAGAGACGAACUCCACUCUCCCGCAGAUAUUCCGAAGCUGCCCGCCGUAGAUAUAAAAACAGCCAACCACCGAACGAGAACGAUACCAACUAAUAGUGAAACCGCAGUCCCACCUCCGGAAAUGAUUUCCCGGGAUCCCACUAUGAAUCUGUUUGAUUGGGAUUCUCAGGCAUUUCACUCGCAAGUAAACAACCACGGAUCCAAUACGUCCACAAGUCCUCCCCGCGAGUUCAAUACACCGACAAGUCCUCCCCGCGAUCCGGUAGAAGAUUACGAAGAUUUUCCCUGUUACCAGGGCCAAUCGGCCAACGAAAACCGAACGGAGGAUCCGCCGCCGGACGACGGGAACUGUUCGCUGCUGCUUCUGGAGGAAGUGGCCCGGGAUCCUCAUCGCCCUUUGACGCAGACCGGAAUCCAUCGAGAUCAUCCAGAAAACCGCAUCAAUGACCUAACCUAUUCACAGUACGUCCGCCACGAGUACUCCAUGCUGGAGGAGAACCGGGCCAACGUGGUGGAUGACGAGGUAGACUACGAACUGGCGCAGGAGUUCGAUCGGAGGAGUCAAAACCGGACGAUGGUUGAAGCCGAUCUGAAAAUUUGCGACCAGGUCUUGGCCGACUGGAGUAAUAUCGGUUGGAACGAGAACGCGGAUGAAGCGGGGCCGUCGACGGCGGCGAAGUCUUGCUUGGACGAUAUCUUCGGAAAGAAGUCGAACGGGCCACGCCGGACGGUGACGAUGGAUUCUCCGAAACAGGUGGCCAAGAAGGCAGCGCCAUUGGUGUCGUCGCACUUUCAGGAUUUAGGACCGUUCUACGGGCUGCCGAACCGGAUUCGAGAGCUGCUCAAGGAGUUUCGAGGGAUUACGGAGAUGUACGAUUGGCAGAAGCAGUGCCUCCUGCUGCCGGCCAUCGUCGAGCGAAGGAACCUCAUCUACGCCCUUCCCACCAGUGGCGGCAAAACCCUGGUAGCCGAGAUCAUCAUGUUCCGCGAAGUGCUGCUGCGGCGCCGUUGCGUCAUGUUCAUCGUUCCGUACGUUUCGCUGGCCCAGGAAAAGCUGGCCGCCCUGUCGCCGUUUGCCGUAGCAACCGAGUUCCUGGUGGAGGAGUACAGCGGCGGCAAGGGAAUGAUCCCGCCCCGAAAACGGCGGAAAAAGCAAUCGAUUUUUGUAUGCACCAUCGAGAAGGCGCUGGUUCUACUGGAUAGCUUGAUCGAGGCUGAUCGCGCGAACGAGAUAGGGCUGAUCUGUAUCGAUGAGCUGCACAUGAUCGGAGAGCCCGGGCGGGGAGUGAAUCUGGAAGUGUUGAUCACUAAGGUGAUGGCGAUACAAGCGGGAAUCCAAAUUAUCGGAAUGAGUGCCACCAUCGGCAAUCUGGCGGAGAUCGCGAAGUUCAUGUCGGCGGACAUAUUCAGCCAGGAUUUUCGACCCGUUGAGUUGAAGGAGUACGUAAAGUGUGGUAGCGAUCUUUUGGAGAUCAAACACGGUGCCAGGACGUUGGAGGAAGCCUUCGUGAACAAGCAGUCGUUGAAUUUCAGUUAUUCCGAUUACGACCUUCGGGCCGAUCCUGAUCACGUGGUCGGGCUGGUAAUGGAGACCAUUCCCAAGGAUCCCUGUCUGAUCUUCUGCCCUACGAAGCGACGAUGUGAACAGCUGUGUUCGUUCUUGAUUGAGCACUUGCCAGAGGAAGUGGCGCAUUAUCGGGCCGAAGAGCGAAAAGGUUUGAUCGAUCUUCUAGCGAAUGAUGGAUCAACGGCCACUCUACUGCCGGCAGCCUUCCGACUCGGGAUCGCAUAUCAUCAUUCCGGAUUGACCUUCGACGAACGAAAGCUUAUCGAGGAUGCCUUUCGGGCAAAAGUCCUUUCGUUGAUAAUCUGCACCUCCACCUUAGCCGCGGGGGUUAAUCUACCAGCCAAACGGGUGAUCAUACGAUCGCCAUACAUCGCCACGGAGUUCCUGACCCUGAGCCGGUACAAACAGAUGGUCGGUCGAGCCGGACGCGCCGGAUUCGGCACCAACGGCGGAGAAAGCAUAUUGAUUUGCUCUCAAAAAGAUAUCUCCGCGGUAUGCAACCUCCUCUGCUCACCAAUGGACGAAGCCAAUUCCUCCCUUCAUGCGGAUAGUUUCAUUCACCUCAAGAACCUGAUCCUCAGCGCGGUUGGUUUGGGCAUCUGUUCGACGCGAAACGACAUCCAAAAACUCGUAACCAAAACACUCCUAGCGAUCCAGGCGGACCGCCUAGGGAUCGAUCUCCGGAGUGCCACGGAUGCCGCGAUCGGCACCCUGUACAAAGAGAACGCGAUCAAGGCCAAAAGCGACGGCUGUCUGCGAAAUCCCGCCAACAUGACGAUACGGUUCGACGCAGCCGAUCAGACGCAGUAUGAUCUGGCCGGUACGGAACCCGGGCGGAACGGUUUUCGGGAGCUGGAAGUCUGCCGUGGAGCGGAGGGAUCCUCGCAGGAGGGAAAGCUGGUGAAAACAUUGAAAAAGAGCGCACGGCUGGAGGUGAACCUGCUCGGGAAGGCCGCGAUCCGCGCUGGGUUCCACAUGGAGCGAGCGACGCGGGCCUACGACGAACUGAAACGGGUCGGCGAGCGGCUCCACGUGAACGAUGAGCUGCACCUUCUGUACGUGAUCGUGAUGGAAGACGGCGGCGAGAUUCGACCGAAGCAGGACGAUUUCAUAUCAUUUUUCAACAAACUUUCACCCGAGGAGACCCGGAUAGCGAAAAGGUUCUUCAUCAGCGACUACACGAUAUCCAUGAUCCUCACCAGACGUUUAGAUAAGAUCGACAUGUCCCUACUGCGGCGCUUUUUCCGAACGCUCAUCGUCUACAACCUGUGGAACCUCGUUCCGCCGCAGGAGGUAGCGGUCCGUUUCAGCGUGGACGCCGGUUCCGUUCAGACCCUGAUGAGCAAUGCCGCCUCGACGGCAUCCGGUCUGCAGCGGUUCUGCGAGCAGCUACCCGAGCUGUGGGCAUUCGACGCCCUGCUGAAGCGCAUGGUGCAACGAUUGGCCCAUUGCUGUACGGCCGAACUGAUUCCGCUGAUGGAACUGCCGGCGGUGAAGAUUGGACGCGCACGGCAGCUUUACCGAGCUGGGUACACCUCUUUGUCUUCGAUCGCCAAAACGAAGGCAAGCGAUCUGGUGAGAUCGGUACAGCACAUGAACUACCGGACUGCGAAUCAGCUCAUCUUGUCUGCUAAGGCCAAACUCAUGGAGGAGUUCGAAGAGCUCCGCGGUCAAAUGGAUGAGUAUCUUCAACUUAAUUACAACAGUUAGUACUUCGACUGAUAGUCUUAAUCAUCGCUGGCGAAAGAAUCCAGCACGGUGCAAUAUAGUUCUCAUUUCGUUAUGUUGUUAGUAGAUUUGUUAUACGAUUUUUCUUCCAGUAUUUAACUAGCGUUUUUCCAAAGAGCUUUAAUGCAAUUUAUUUAUUAUUUUUUCGUUGACCAUCAGUUGAAAAUUAAACAUUACGUUUUCAGUUGUAUUAAUCGCAAUAAAUAUCGAUUUUUUAUACCAA